Molecule: messenger RNA, 1493 nt
Organism: Stegodyphus dumicola
Lineage: Eukaryota; Metazoa; Arthropoda; Arachnida; Araneae; Eresidae
Biological process (GO): nuclear-transcribed mRNA catabolic process; NAD-cap decapping
Cellular component (GO): nucleus; cytosol
Molecular function (GO): mRNA 5'-diphosphatase activity
Source: RefSeq, a predicted model, not a curated record
AUUGUUACAGUAUGGCUGAUUGGCAUUUCUCUGUAAAUAUAAAAUUCAAGAGUGCAGAAAGGAGGGCUUGCAAACAUACUUGCGCCUGGCCAACAGAAAAGUCACAUGUGGAUUUUAUCACAGUACGUGGAACUCUCGUCUUGGUCAUGUGUACUCCAUAUGCUAAAGGUUCAUUUCAUAGUCAGUGGGAAAUAUGUGCAACAAAAUUUAAUGGAACUAUUUACUUUUCUGCAAUAGAUACAGAUAUAGAUAACGCAGAACAAACAAAUGCCAGUCUAAAAUGUCUUUUGUGCCAAUCAUGGGGUUACAAAUUUGAACAAUAUAUGACAACAGAUACCAUAGAUGGAAAUCCAGAUAUCUGGUCUACAACUCAUCAACUAGAAGAAUACUGUAUAAUGUUAGAAAAUAUUUUGAAUAAUCACAGUUUAUUAUACAAAGCUGAAAUUGAUGCUGUGGUUCCACAUCGCUUUCCCAGACCAGGUUCAGGUGAUACUACUUGUUAUACUGAAUUAAAGACGUCAAGGUCUCUCACUUCAAUAGCACAGGAUUAUAAUUUUCGCAGGUUCAAAUUGGUUGCAUGGUGGGCACAGUCACUACUAGCUGGGAUUCCUGAGAUAAUAUGUGGAAUGAGGAAUGACAAUGGAAUAGUGAAUUCAUUAAAAAUAUUCAGAGUCAGUAGCAUUCCUAAUGACGUUAAGGGUCUUUGGUCACCAGAUACUUGUAUACACUUUUGUGAUAAAUUCCUAACCUUUCUUAAAAGAACUGUUACAGAAGAUAACCCUAAGCACAUAUUAAUUGAAUUUAAAAUGACUCGACGCCGGGGACUUACUAAUGAAGAAAUCAAAAACAUUUUAGAAGAGUCAGAUGACGAAGAUAUUGAUUUGGAUGAUGAAAUAGACGAUCCCGAUUUUCAAGAUCCAACACACAAUGUGCAGUACUCAUCCGAUUCAGACGAGUGUGAAAUGGAUAUCGAUCAUGAUACCAUUCCCCAAAAUACAAAGAACAGCGGUGCUUUGAGAGAUACUGAUACGGCAUCACUUUCAUCAGUUGAUGAGAUACCAUCAGCUAAUGCUUCAGGCAGCAAACCAAUCUUAUGGUUUCAUGCAGAUUCAACUUUCCAACCUCGAAUGACAAUUCCAGUAGAGUCAUCGCCUAGUUUGUUAUUCAAAUUAAAUCGUUCAGCUACCGAAUACGACGUGUUUCUGAAGAUAUUUCCAAAAAGUCUUAUGAUUUGGAUCUCUCAAUGCACAAGCCAACGACUCGAAAAGUUAGGACAAACAAUUCACCCUACAGACCCCUCUGAAAUUAUGCUUGUCCUUGGAUGCAUGCUUGUCAUGUCUUACAAUAGGGUGCCGAAAUUCUCUCAUUAUUGGUCAUCUAAUCCUUCUUUGGAAAACAUAGCAAUAAAAAAUGCUAUUUCAAGAGACAGAUGUAUAACGUUGCUGUCGAAACUAUAUUUUGCUGCAUCCAGAAAAGCCAGAAAAUGCAAGUAA